Molecule: messenger RNA, 882 nt
Organism: Canis lupus familiaris (dog)
Lineage: Eukaryota; Metazoa; Chordata; Mammalia; Carnivora; Canidae
Gene: CCDC34
Product: coiled-coil domain containing 34
Source: RefSeq, a predicted model, not a curated record
AUGUGGUUGUUGUCUCUCCUCAGCCACCAAAGCUUCCUGUAUGACUAUAACAAUGGCCAUGGGAAGGAUAAGGAAGAGGUGGAUGAAGAUGCUCAUGAUUCAGAGGCUAAGGUGGUGAGCCUGAGAGUAGUGGAGAUACAAGGGUGCUCCUGUUUGUUUCAAUUAGAAGAUAACUAAGAACAGAAACAGGUACACUUACCAGGAAGCUGCCUGACCCUAUGGGAAGUGUGGUUUGUUGACAAAGAGAAAGAAUGUAACAAUCUGCAAUGGAAAGCUCUGGAGGAAUUAAAACAACAGCUAGAAAAAAAAAAAAGAAAAGAAAUGGAAGAAUGUAAAAGAAGAAAGGUAAUUGCUGAAGAAAAACACAAGGAAUGAGUUCAGAAAAAGAAUGAACAGAAAAGAAAAAGGAACAAAAUUAAUAAAGAAAUGGAGGAAGAAGCAACAGAACUGGAGAAGGAACAUUUGCAAGAAAAGGCAAAAGAAAAAUAUUAUGAAUGAUUAAAGAAUGUGAGACGAUAGAAAAGGAAAAAGAAAAUGGCAAGCUGAAUAUCAAGGGGAAAAAAGGAAAUAGCAGGAAAAAAGUUUAAAGAGUCAUUGGAAAAUGAAAAAAAAAAUAAUAAACCCUGUCUAGCUGCAGAAACCUAUGGUUAAGCCAAUGGAAAACUUACAGAAUCCUACAGUGGAAAUUCUGAUAAAGAACCAGCCUUUUAUAAUCUGGGUCCAUGGAAACCCAUCCAUAUGUCUCCUUCCAAAGAAGAAGAUCUAUGAGUAAAUAAUACUAAAGAGUUUGUGAAGAGUCAGCCAGGGAGAUCAUCAUCUCUGGUGGUUCAGAGGGUAAGAAGCAGUCUUUGCCUUGGAACUCUGUACAGAAUACAAAGAUAG